Messenger RNA from Myxocyprinus asiaticus (Chinese sucker), 5859 nucleotides. RefSeq names its product RUN domain-containing protein 1-like. The transcript is spliced from 5 exons. Lineage: Eukaryota; Metazoa; Chordata; Actinopteri; Cypriniformes; Catostomidae. The record is from RefSeq and is a predicted model, not a curated record. Bases 234 to 1940 code for a protein of 568 amino acids.
CACUUUUAAAAACGCGUCUCGAGAUAUUUGCGUUCGGUUCUACUCGUGAUAAUGCGUUCGGACUGAACGCCCCCUCUGAAGUCUGGUAAGGUGGUUCCAUGUUAUUGCAAGAUCUUUGUGUUUGCGAUUACGAUGCAAUGUUUUCUGUACCAUUGUGGUGCACCUGCUAGAAGGCAGACGUUGCGCAUAGUCUGGAUUCAAAAGUUUACCGACGUUAAAACUGUUUUUGUCACAUGUCGACGGAGGAUUUGUCCACUUCUGAUAGCGAGGCUGCCUUCGCGGGAGCCGGGGAGCGAUGGGCGCCCGUUGGAGCGGUGGCAAGCCCGGAAGAUGAACAGUGGAAGCGGGACACGCAGGCUGGAGCAGCGGCGUCCGGCGAGACAGACAUGGUAGCCAGGCUGCGGAAGCUGGAGGACGAGCAAGAGCAGCUGAAUUCAUCACUUCUCGCCCUAACCUCACACUUUGCGCAAGUGCAGUUUCGACUCAAACAGAUUGUCCAUGCUCAAAGCGAGGAGAAAGAGAGGAUGCUGCUGGAGCUGGAGGAGUUUGCUUUCAAAGGAUGCCCUCAUGUCAUCGAGUGCAGAGCACAGAACGCCCAGAUGUUGGAGAACUCUAAUGAAAGAGAGAAGAGGGAGCGUUUGGAAGCUCAGAGAAAGAAGCAGAAGGAACUGAUUUUCCAGCUGAAGACCCAACUUGACGACCUGGAACACUUUGCCUACCAGGAGGGAAGCUAUGACUCAUUGCCUCAGUCUGUCCUCAUGGAGAGGCAGAGGGUGAUCAUUGACGAGCUGAUCAAGAAGCUGGAUGUGAACCUUAAUGAAGACAUAGGGAACCUCACUCCAGAGGAGCUCCGGCAGAGAGUGGAUGCUGCCAUAGCUCAGAUAGUCAACCCAGCCAGAGUUAAAGAGCAACUGGUUGAGCAGCUCAAGACCCAGAUUAGAGACCUGGAGAUGUUCAUUAAAUUCAUACAGGAUGAGGUGGGAAACCCUCUGUUAAAUGAUGGUGCAAACAGCCAACAGGCCCGAGCAGCUGGACCAAACACUGGAGCCACUGGAGGGAUGAAGCAAGUGGACCCUGAACAGGCUCAGAGGAUGCGAGAAACUGGGCUUCAACUGAUCCAGAAAGCCUUAGCUGUGCUGCAGAUCUUUGCUUUGAGCCAGUUUGGAUGCGCUGCAGGGCAUAUGCCCCAGAAUGUGUGGUCUCAGGGGGGCGAGUCUCAAGAUUAUGGCCCUCUGCUGAAGAAACUGGAAGGAGCUGUGGAGCGCGUACGUCUCCAAGCCUCUCGCCAGCAGCCAGCCCCUCAGGUGGAACAUGUGGUCAGUUACACCACCUGCCUGUCACCAGGAGGACCUCGGGACGAACUCACCGCUUCUGUACGAAAGGAGUUGGCCGUGGCACUGCGGGACCUGCUCGCCCAUGGCCUGUACACUCCUUCUCAGGGCAUGAGCCUGGUGCUGGUCCCCAUUUCCUGCCUGUUUCCCUUCAGCGCUUCUCCACAGACCUUGCAUCCGUGGGAACUCUUUGUCAAGUACUAUCAAUCCAAAAACGGCCAGGCCUUUGUGGAGUCCCCCGCCCGCCAGCUCUCACAGUCUUUUAGUUUGCCUGUAGGGGAUGGACCUGUGACGGUCACACCAAAGCAGUCUCUGUUAUGGGCCAUUCAUACUGUGCUUAAAGAGCAUGGGAGAUAUAAACGUAGUGCAGACUCUGAGUUUAAGGCCUUAGUGUGCAUGGCACUCAAUGAGCAGAGGCUUCUGUCCUGGCUCAACCUGCUGUGUAAGUCUGGGACGUUAAUACACUCGCACUACCAGCCGUGGAGCUACAUGGCCCAAACGGGCUUUGAGGGUGCUUUGCGCAUACUGGGCCGCCUCAGCCAUCUCAAGUUCAGCCUACCUGUAGACUUGGCCGUCAGACAGCUGAAAAAUAUUAAAGAUGCUUUUUAAGCAAACUAAAAUGUUGGAAGUUUGUGUAAUAUAAAAAAGGAUAUGCAGUUGAGUAUGCUAUAGCACUAAUUAUCUGCUUAAAGGGAUAGUUUAUACCAAAAUGAAAAUUCUUUUGAGGUACUCUGAUAGCACUUUUCCACUGACAUGGUUCGGGGGCGGGUUCCUGGGCCGGUGCGAAUUCUUGAACUGUUCCGCGUGAUUCCACCACAGAAAAGGCCGUUCCGGGGCCGAAAACCUGGUUUGACACUGGUCCCAAAACUUGCUGGUAAACACAGAAUCGCCGGUGUCCUCUGCAGCUGAUCUCAGUGAGUUAUUAUAUUUGUCAACUUUGUUAGCUUUCCUUACACUGUUUUCCUCUUAAUUUGUGCAUUGUUUUGUUCAGUAAGGGCAUUUUUGACCAGCCACUCUAACUUCGGAAGAUCGCGGCUAUCUGUCAAGUAAACUUAGGGAUUCUCAAUCAAAAUGUAAACAUAAUAUUAUAUGCUAUGGCAAAACUCCAAAUAUAACCAUCUGCUACACCAAUGUUAAUAAUUAUUCCACUGUAACAGUUUACAGAAUUUACCAAGUUAAGCCAUAGUUCAUACAAAAUAAUGUAAUUACAUUACCUGUCGUCUUUAGUGUAGAUGUUGUCUCUGACAGUCUUGUUAAGCAGUGUAAUAACAUUGGAUUGCAUUACUCCGUAUAUUUAAAUAUGUCCUCAAAAACAAGAGUAAAAGCUGUACACAAACACUGUUGUGACUUGCCAUGUUUGUUUAUGGGCAGGUAAGUUAGUCGCGUAACUCAUUAUGUCACGUUUGUUUCUGAAGUCAGUGGAAAAGUGCGGCCGGCUUACAAAAGGAUCCAGAUUGCCCCGGGUGUGAACUAGCAGAGCACACAUUUCGGUGGAAAAGGGCUAUCAGAAGAGUGAGUUCUCUGGAAUAAGAACAGUUAAUAUGAAAGUGAUUUCAAAAUGAAGCAGCCCAUGUACUUUUUUUAAAGGGAUGGUUCACCUAAAAAAUGAAAAUUGUCUUAUCAUUUAUUCACCCUCAUGCCAACCCAGAUGUGUAUGACUUUCUUUCUUCUGCUGAACACAAACAAAGAUUUUUAGAAGAUUUUCUCAGCUCUGUAGGUCUAUAUAGUGGAUGGUGAUCAGCAAUUUAAAGUUUCUAAAAGCACAGACAGUGAGCAUAAAAGUAAUCCAUAUGACUCCAGUGGAUAAGUCUAUAUCUUCAGGAGUGAUAUGAUAGGUGAGGGUGAGAAACAGAUCAAUAUAUAAGUCCUUUUUUGCCUGAAAUUCUUCUCCCUGCCCAGUAGGGGGUGAUAUGCAUGAAGAAUGUGAAUCACCAAAAACACAAGAAGAAUGUGAAAGUGAUCUGUUUCUCACCCACACCUAUCAUAUAGCUUCUGAAGACACUGAUUUAACCACUGGAGUCUUAUGGAUUACUUUUAUGCUGACUUGUGUGAUUUUUGGAGCUUCAAAAUUUUGGCAACCAUUCACUUGCAUUGUAUGGACCAAAAGAGCUUAAAUAUUCUACUGAAAAACUUCAUUUGAGUUCAGCAGAUGAAAGAAAGUCAUACACAUCUGGGAUGGCAUGAGGGUGAGUAAAUGAUGAGAGAAUUUUCAUUUUUGGGUGAACUAUUCCUUUAAGGCUCAACGUUGAUUUUGGCCCAUGUAACAUGUAACCUUUGGGUGGAUUUGUUAUGGCCAGCUUUUACCAAAAUCAACAAUACUACUGUAUGUUGAUUUAUUACUUGAACUCUUCUCAAGGGCCAUGUUAAAGGUCAUUGUGUAUGUUGGAGAUCAUCUACUGUAUCUAAAUUAGGUAAACAUGAACUAAAGUGAAAUAUUAACUGACCACUUUAAUGCGAUUUGUUUUGUUAUAAACCUUAUGAGACCAAGUUACAAUUAAAAAACUGACACCGUACUAAAUUAUGGGACAGUGGUUCACCCUCAACAAAUAAUAUUGCUUUUCAUUUAAUAGUGAUUUGUAUUUGCAUUACUCGAGGUGAUGUCUUUACAUUUCAGACACUGGAAUUGUGCAUAUCAGGUUUGAGUCAUUUCAGCUCUGCUACUCUUUGUGUGUCCUGAUCACUGUCUGAGAAGACCAUGCAUGCUGGUGAGACCUCACAUAGGUCAAACAAUACACUCAGGUCAUUUAGUACAAAGUGAGAAAAACAAUAACAUAGAAAUUGUCAUCUGUGUUGGUAAAUCACUGAAUUCUCUCCACUGCUUUCAUUCCACUGCCUGGCCCAUUUCAACCAGUUGCCACUUGAAAAUGAUUGUAGAAAACUGAUGAGAUUAUCAGAAUCCUAUGAGCACAUGAGGUCAAUAGAGUUCAUCAGAGAACCAUAUUGAAUAUGAGACUGAUUUGCUGUGCAUUAAUGUUCUGCCACCAUUCAGAGGCUCUGCUUGAAUAUAUUGUUGUCAAUUCUUGUUUACUGCUCUAAAAUAUUGAAUGUACAAUCCUUGAAAUUGUAUCCUGCAACCUGAUUCCACAUUACAUAUUAAACUGCCCUGAAUACUGAUUUAACAAAUGAAUGGAGGAAGAGAGGGUGAUUGUUACCUUCUCCAGUAAAUUGAUUCAGGAUUCAAUGUAUUUUUCUGCACCAUCCGAAUAUGUAUGGAUGUUUGUGAUGCAUUAAAGGAGUCACGAGGAAUCAAAAUUUCCUUUUUAUUUUGACAUUUAAGAGUUCACUGUACUAUAAAAACACACUGUAAUUUCCAGAACUCAAAACUUCCUUCCGCAUUUGUUGAAACCAAGCUGCCAAAAUGACUCAUUCUCUACUUUGCCCCACAUUGUGAUGUCACACUGUGGUAGACAUUUGUUUCUGAACUCCUCCACAACAACACAUCAAUGCCUAUUUUACCUUAUCGCUUCUGUAGCCUGCCCAGUAGUGGUGAGCAGUGAGAUGGCAAGAAGAGAGCUGGUCAGUCAAGAGCAGAGAGCCAAUCAUAACUGUGGGCAUUUACUGUCAAGUCUUAAAGGAGAAGCAGCACCAAAACCAAGUGUUUCUGACAGAUGGUCAGAAUGAAGGUGGAUGUUUUACAAAUAUAUGACUGUUUUUUUGUGCAAAAAACUUUACUAAUGUUAUAAGUGAACCUAAAGGAACUUAUAAUAAAAAUAAAAAAAGGCAUGUCAUGACCGCUUUAAUGGUCUCAAUUAUGCCAUUUGAUCUUUUCUUUGUCUGGAAAGACAAUUGGCCUAUUUUCUAUCCUUUUGGUUCAUCUUUGUGUUCAUACUGUAUCUCUUAAGGAAUUACUGUUCUGUUCUGAAUUAUUGUAUGUCUUCUUUGGCACAAAUUAUACUUCCAUGACAGACACUAUAUCAAAGAAGCCGUGAUUUUAAAAAAAAAAAAACAGUGUCAGUUAUAUUAAAUUUUUUAUGUGCCAUCAUUUUUGGAUGUAAUGAUGGUGAAUUUUCAGUAAUUACAUGGAUUAAAUGUUCUGAAUGCUCCUCUGCACAUUUUCUCUAGGACUGAGUUAAGAAUGGCACACUACCAUAACUACUCUUAACUUUUUUGCCAUAUCUUUAUACGGCAAAAAUAUAAAGAUUAAUAUGGUAGUAUGCCAUUCUGAACUCAGUCACUUCCAUUAUCUUUCUCUUUCGUCCUAAUCUGUAUUUCUCCUAGGUAACACUUUACAAUAAUGUUCCAUUUGUUAACAUUAGUUAACAUGAACUAACAAUGAAUAAUACUUUUACAUCAUUUUAUAAUCUUGGUUAAUGUUAAUGUUUCAUCAUAUACUAAUACAUUUUUAAAAUUAAAAGAUGUAUUUGUUAACAUUAGUUAAUGCAUGAACCAACAAUUAUCAAUUGGAUUUUUUAUUAACUAAUAAUUGCUGUAAAAAAUACAGGUGCAUCUCAAUAAAUUAGAAUGUCGUGAAAAAGUUCAUUUAUUUCAGUAAUUCAACUCAAAUUGUGAAACUCGUGUAUUAAAUAAA